AUGACUACUAAUAAUACUGGCGCGGGUUCCUCGCGGGAAUUAGCAAGAACGCAAGAGAUCGCUAUUCCAAAUUCCUUUACAAUAGAAAAUUUUAGUCCGGAAGUGACAACGUGGCGGCGUUGGUUACAACGGCUACAAGGAGCCUUUACGAUUUUCCGGAUCACGGGAAACGAUUACGAAUCAUUGACGGCCAAGUUGGAAGAAUUCUAUGAUCCGGCUCCGUUAGAAAUAGCGGAAAAUUUUAAAUUUCACCAACGGCGACAAAUUGAGGGCGAACAAGUACAACAAUUUGCGGCUGCCCUACACAAGUUAAGUUUACAUUGUAAAUUUGGGAGUUAUUUGAAGACAGCCCUAAGGAACCAAUUGGUUUUUGGUCUCUCAAGUAAGAAGAUUCAAACGAGACUUCUUGAGAAGAAGGAGUUAACGUACGAGGAAGCGGUACAGAUAGCCACCACGAUGGAGCUUUCGGAGCAGGGAGCAACAUCUUUACAAAAUGGCGCUACAAGUCCAACGGCAGAUAAAGAACCGUUAUUAGGUAGGGAAUGGAUAAGGCAGUUGAAAGGUCAGCGUGGAGUGCCAGAGUUCCUCGAGUGCAAGUUAUUAGAAAAUAUUAAUUCUACGCCGCGGAAUUUUCAUAAGCGAUUACAAUUAACUUUACGUAAAUUUGAGGAAAUACAUAAUGAAUUAGAUGAAUUAGUUAAAGCGGGAAUUUUUACAAAGACGGAAAACUCGGAAUGGGCUACACCUAUUGUUCCGGUGUUGAAAGCGAAUGGCACUAUUAGAAUAUGUGGAGAUUACAAAUCCACAAUAAAUCCUAAACUUAUAAUUGAUGAACACCCGUUACCAACUACAAACGAACUUUUUGCUAAGUUAGCGGGUGGCGUUAAAUUCUCAAAAAUUGACUUACGCCAAGCUUAUUUACAGUUAGAAAUACACCCGGAAAAUAGGAAGUUACUUACUUUAAAUACGCAUAGAGGACUUUACUUAGUUAAUAGACUGAUGUACGGUGUCGCAUCAGCUCCGGCAAUCUGGCAAAGAACAUUGGAGCAAAUAUUGCAGGAUAUUCCUGGAGUGGCAAUUUUUCUCGAUGAUAUAGUAAUUACAGGCCAUUCGGAGGAGGAUUACUUACAUAGAUUACAUAUGGUACUAGAGAGAUUGCAUAAGCAUAACGUGCGAAUCAACUUAGAGAAAUCAGAGUUUUUUACACAUGAAGUUAAAUACUGCGGUUACGUAUUACGAGAGGACGGUAUACAUAAAGAACCUUCUAAAAUGGAAGCAAUUAGGAGCAUGCCGCGCCCACAAAAUGUUUCUGGCGUCCGAGCUUUCAUCGGUAUGAUUAAUUAUUAUAGUAGAUUUAUUAAAAAUCUAAGUUCAAUCUUACGACCGUUAAAUAAGUUAUUACAUAAGAAUACUCGUUUCUCGUGGUCAGAAGAACAAGAAGUAGCUUUUAAAAAAGCCAAAGAGGCAUUUGUGAGCAAUCAAGUCUUGGUACAUUUUGACCCGAAAUUACCGGUGGUUCUCGCGACGGAUGCUAGUCCCCACGGAAUUGGGGCAGUACUUUCGCACACCUAUCCCGAUGGGUCGGAAAGGGUUAUACAAUAUGCGUCACAAACUUUAUCCGAUACGCAGCAAAGAUACGCACAGAUAGACAAAGAAGCAUAUAGUAUAAUAUUCGGUAUUAAGAAGUUCUAUCAAUAUCUGUAUGGGAAUAAGUUUACUCUAGUUACGGACCACAGACCAUUAGUACACAUUUUAUCUCCAAAUAAAAGUUUGCCGGUUUAUAGUGCAAUGAGAAUGCAGCAUUACGCCAUUUUCUUGCAGGGAUUCAAUUAUACUAUCAGGUAUAGAAAAUCGGAAAAUCAUGCGAAUGCCGAUUGCCUUUCGAGAUUACCGUUAAAAGAAUAUACAAAAAAUAUGGAUGUAAUAGAUGUUUUCGAAUUAAGUACACUAAAAACACUACCGGUGGAUGCAAAAUGCAUCGAGUUGCAUACACGAAAAGACACGGAGCUACAAAAACUCCUACAAGCGUUACAAUCAGGCACUCUGGCACAUAGCGCUGACAGAUUCAAUUUAGAGCAAACGGAAUUCUUAUUACAAGAAGGUGUAAUUUUUCGAGGACAUCGGGUCGUAAUACCGAAAUCUUUGCAUAAAAAAAUACUAGAAGAAUUACAUACGGGUCAUUUUGGAAUAAAUAAAAUGAAAGGUAUAGCUAGAAGUUAUUGUUGGUGGAAAGGAAUUGACAAUGAUAUAAAAGCUCUAGUGGAAAAUUGCCAAAAUUGUAAUACGUUCAAAAACAAUCCACAAAAAGUGGAACAACACAUUUGGGAGUUAUCAGCGGCACCCAUGCAUCGAGUCCAUGCGGACUUUGCAGGUCCUUUUUUAGGACGUUGGUUUUUCAUCGUAGUUGACUCAUAUUCAAAAUGGCCCGAAGUAAGAAUAGUAAAAAAUCUGAUGGCGAAAACAGUUAUAGAGGAAUGCAGGGAUAUAUUUACAAAAUACGGCAUCCCACAAAUUUUUGUAACCGAUAACGGUAGAACAUUCACAUCGACUGAGUUUUAA
Nylanderia fulva is the source of this 2559-nucleotide messenger RNA. The record is from RefSeq and is a predicted model, not a curated record. NCBI's taxonomy places the organism in Eukaryota, Metazoa, Arthropoda, Insecta, Hymenoptera, Formicidae.